This is a messenger RNA of Suillus paluster, 1639 nucleotides long. Its product is annotated as amidase signature domain-containing protein. The record is from RefSeq and is a predicted model, not a curated record. Gene Ontology annotation, cellular component: glutamyl-tRNA(Gln) amidotransferase complex; mitochondrion. The transcript is spliced from 10 exons. Gene Ontology annotation, molecular function: glutaminyl-tRNA synthase (glutamine-hydrolyzing) activity. The annotation marks the transcript as partial. NCBI's taxonomy places the organism in Eukaryota, Fungi, Basidiomycota, Agaricomycetes, Boletales, Suillaceae. Gene Ontology annotation, biological process: glutaminyl-tRNAGln biosynthesis via transamidation; mitochondrial translation.
CAUGCACCUGAGUGUCGGUGGAUUAGCACGUAUAUAUCCAUCCAGGUCCUUUCGCGCCCGUUCCUUUACAACAUCACAUGCAAGCCGCUCUACUACCUUCCAUGCCGAACAUGUCCGAACGCUAAAUGAAAGCACAAAAGCGCUAGUCAGCUUCUCAGCAGAAAAUCACAAUCCUAAUCCUUAUGGACCAUUGAAUAGUAUUACAAUUGCAAUCAAGGAUAACAUAUGCACUACCAACUUACCAACAACAUGCUCGUCAGGCAUGCUUCGCCACUUCACUUCGCCAUUUGACGCGACGGCGGUGGAACUUCUAAAGGCGGGGGGUGCAAAUAUCAUUGGGAAGGCUAACUGCGAUGAAUUCGGAAUGGGGUCUCUGAAUGUGAACAGUAUCCACGGUCCCGUGGUAAAUCCGUAUCAGUCUCCAAAUGAGAAAUCUAUACCUUGGGUCGAGCGUGAACGAAGAUCAGCGGGUGGAAGCUCCGGUGGAAGCGCGGCAGCUGUUGCAGCCGGUAUGUGUGACGCUGCACUAGGUACAGAUACAGGUGGUUCUGUUCGUCUUCCCGCAUCGUACUGCGGUAUCACGGGUUUGAAACCCUCAUAUGGCCUCAUCAGCAGAUGGGGCGUGGUUUCUUUUGCUGAUAGCCUUGACUGCGUUGGUGUGCUUGGCAAGUCCGUCAACACAGUAAAGACCGUAUUCGACUCGAUAUCGUCAUAUGAUCCAAAAGAUCCAACGGCAGCGACACCUCACAUUAGAGAGAGGGCCCGAUCUUCAGGCGAAGCGUUGUUGUCGACUCUGGAUGCGGACUCGUCUGAUCCUGACCUCUCGGGACUUCGGAUUGGAAUUCCACAAGAAUACUUCCCUGCUGAGCUCGACACUACCAUUUCGACUGCGGUUCGCAAAGUUCUCGAGCGAUUGUCGUCCCUUGGGGCUCAAUUGAUCCCUGUAUCUCUUCCUUCGACACCGUAUGCAUUGAGUGCAUACUACGUCAUAGCAAGCGCGGAAGCAUCCAGCAAUUUAGCGCGAUAUGACGGGGUUCAAUAUGGUACCCGUUCACCUCUGCUCCCUGGCGCGGAUAAAUCCAAACCAGGCAAUGUGUAUGCACAUACACGCUCAGCAGGUUUUGGAACGGAAGUGCAGAAACGCAUACUCCUUGGCACUUAUGCACUCACAGCUGACGCCUUUGACAACUACUUUCUUCAAGCCCAGCGCAUCCGCCAGCGAAUCAAGACAGACUUCGAUUCUGCUUUCCGCGUCCCCAAUGCUCAACUAUCCAAAUCCUCGCCAAAUCCCGAUGGUGUAGACAUUUUCUUGCAUCCGUCUGCGAUUAGAACUGCACCUCGACUAGACUCGGACGCGGCCUCCGGUUUGGGCCCAUAUUUGCAGGACGUCAUGACUGUUCCCGCUUCUCUGGCCGGCUUGCCAGCGUUGAGUGUCCCUGCUGGGUUAGCUGCCGACGGUUGGCCUGUCGGUGUCAGCGUCGUUGGACAGUGGGGUUCUGACGAACUCGUGAUGCGCGUUGGGAAGGUGAUCGAGCGGAUACCAGACGAAGAUGAUGAUUUUGGGCCAAUGACUGAUUUACUUUACGUGCGAACGGUUAUCGCUGCUCAUGAGGUUCAUGACUGAGAUUCAUACACGCGC